Molecule: messenger RNA, 4124 nt
Organism: Galeopterus variegatus (Sunda flying lemur)
Lineage: Eukaryota; Metazoa; Chordata; Mammalia; Dermoptera; Cynocephalidae
Gene: ATR
Product: ATR serine/threonine kinase
Exons: 21
Coding region: 122-4084 (1320 amino acids)
Biological process (GO): DNA damage checkpoint signaling; protein phosphorylation; telomere maintenance
Cellular component (GO): nucleus
Molecular function (GO): protein serine/threonine kinase activity
Source: RefSeq, a predicted model, not a curated record
UCCGGGAGGAGUUUUGGGCCCCGCGAGGCGCCGUCGGGCGCCGCCCCCUCCCACUAGCGGUAGCCGCGGACACACCGAGAGCCCGCGUCGGCGUCGUUGGGGAGAGCCGCGCAGUCUCAGCAUGGGCGAGCAAGGCCUGGAGCUGGCUUCCAUGAUCCCCGCCCUGCGGGAGCUGGGCAGUGCCAAUCCAGAGGAAUAUAAUACAGUUGUACAGAAGCCAAGACAAAUUCUAUGUCAGUUCGUUGACCGAAUACUUACAGAUGUAGAUGUUGUUGCUCUAGAACUUGUAAAGAAAACUGACUCUCAGCCAACCUCUGUAAUGUUGCUUGAUUUCAUCCAACAUAUCAUGAAAUCCUCCCCACUUAUGUUUGUAAAUGUGAAUGGAAGCCAUGGGCAAAAUGAGGCCAAAGGCAGUUGUAUUGAAUUCAGUAAUUGGAUCAUAACAAGACUUCUGCGGAUUGCAGCAACUCCAUCCUGUUACAUGUUACAUAAGAAAAUCUGUGAAGUCAUCUGCUCAUUAUUAUUCCUUUUUAAAAGCAAGAGUCCUGCUAUUUUUGGGGUACUCACAAAGGAAUUAUUACAUCUUUUUGAAGACUUGAUUUACCUCCACAGGAGAAAUGCAAUGGGAGACAUUGUAGAAUGGCCAGUAGUUGCUAGCCAAUUUUUAAGUCAAUUAGAUGAACACAUGGGAUGUUUACAACCAGCUCCUUUGCAGUUCACGACCAUGCAAAAUUUAGAAUUUAUUGAAGUUACUUUAUUAACGGUUCUUAUUCGUAUUAUUGCGAUUGUGUUUUUUAGAAGGCAAGAACUCUUACUUUGGCAGAUAGGUUGUGUUCUGCUAGAGUAUGGUAGUCCAAAGACUAAAUCCUUAGCAAUUAGCCUUUUAACUGAACUCUUUGAGCUUGGAGGACUACCAGCACAACCAGCCAACACUUUUUUCAGCUCAUUUUUGGAAUUAUUAAAACACCUUGUAGAAAUGGAUACUGACCAAUUGAAGCUCUUCGAAGAGCCAUUAUCGAAGCUGAUAAAGACACUAUUCCCCUUUGAAGCAGAAGCUUAUAGAAAUAUUGAACCUGUCUAUUUAAAUAUGCUACUGGAAAAACUCUGUGUCUUGUUUGAAGAUGGUGUGCUUAUGCAGCUUAAGUCUGAUUUGCUAAAAGCAGCUUUGUGCCAUUUACUGCAGUAUUUCCUUAAAUUUGUGCCAGACGGGUAUGAAUCUGCUUUACAAGUCAGGAAGGUCUACAUCAGAAAUAUUUGCAGAUCUCUUGUGGAUGUGCUUGGACUUCAGGUAGAUGCAGAGUACUUAUUGGGCCCACUUUAUGCAGCCUUGAAAAUGGAAAGUAUGGAAAUCCUUGAGGAGAUUCAAUGCCAAGCUCAAUGGGAAAGCCUCAGCAGUGAUAGUGAUGGAAUAUCACCCAAAAGGCGUCGACUCAGUUCAUCUCUAAACUCUUCCAAAAGAGCACUGAAACAGACUGAGGAAAUUAAACAUGUGGAUAUGAAUAAAAAGAGCAUAUUAUGGAGCGCACUGAAACAGAAAGCCGAAUCCCUUCAGAUUUCCCUUGAAAACGGUAAUCUAAAGAAUCUUGUUAUUGAGACUUUAGAAGGAAUCGUUGUUGUCUUACAACUGACUGCUCUGUGCACUGUUCACUGUUCUCAUCAAAACGUGACCUGCCAUAAUUUCAAGGACUGUCAAGAUAAAUGUAAGAAGAACCCUUCAGUGGUGAUAACUUGGAUGUCUUUGGAUUUUUACACAAAAGUGCUUAAGACCUGUAGGAGUUUGUUAGAAUCUGUUCAGAAACCUGACCUGGAGGCAAUCAUUGAUAACACGGUGAAAAUUUAUGAUGCUUUGAUUUAUAUGCAGGUGAAAAGUUCAUUUGAAGAUCAUAUUCUGGAAGAUUUAUGUGGAAUGCUGUCACUUCCAUGGAUUUAUUCCCAUUCUGAUGAUGGCCGUUUAAAGUUGACCACAUUUGCCACUAAUCUUCUAACAUUAAGCCAGAGGAUUUCAGAUGGCUACUCACCACAGGCACAGUCACGAUGUGUGUUUCUUCUAACUCUGCUUCCAAGAAGAAUAUUCCUUGAAUGGAGAACAGCAGUUUACAACUGGGCACUACAGAGCUCCCAUGAAGUAAUCCGUGCUAGUUGUGUUAAUGGAUUUUUUAUCUUAUUGCAGCAGCAAAAUUCUUGUAACAGAGUUCCCAAGAUCCUUAUAGAUAAAGUUGAAGGUGAUUCUGACAUUGUCAAGAAAGAAUUUGCCUCUAUACUUGGUCAACUCGUCUGUACUCUUCAUGGGAUGUUUUAUUUGACAAGUUCUUUAACAGAACCUUUCUCUGAACAUGGACAUGUGGACCUCUUCUGUAAGAACCUGAAAGCCACCUCUCAACAUGAAUGUUCAUCUUCUCGACUAAAAGCUUCUAUUUGCAAGCCGUUCCUUUUCCUCCUGAAAAAGAAAACACCUAGUCCAGUAAAACUUGCUUUUAUAGAUAAUCUACAUCAUCUUUGUAAGCAUCUUGAUUUUAGAGAAGAUGAAACAGAUGUAAAAGCAGUUCUUGGAACCCUGUUGAAUUUAAUGGAAGAUACAGACAAGGAUGUUAGAAUGGCUUUUAGUGGAAAUAUCAAGCAUAUAUUGGAAUCCUUGGACUCUGAAGAUGGAUUUAUAAAAGAGCUUUUUGUAAUAAGAAUGAAGGAAGCAUAUACACAUGCGCAAAUAUCAAGAAAUAAUGAGUUGAAGGAUACCUUGAUUCUUACAACAGGGGAUAUUGGAAGGGCAGCAAAAGGAGAUUUGGUACCUUUUGCACUCUUGCAUUUAUUGCAUUGUUUGUUAUCCAAGUCAGCAUCAGUCUCUGGAGCUGCAUACACAGAAAUUCGAGCUCUGGUUGCAGCUAAAAGUGUUAAACUGCAAAACUUUUUCAGCCAGUAUAAGAAACCCAUCUGUCAGUUUUUGGUAGAAUCCCUCCACUCCAGUCAGAUGUCAGCACUUCCGAGUAUUCCAUUCCAGAAUGCUGAGUUGCGAAAACAAGAUGUAGUUCACCAGAGAGAAAUGGCUUUAAAUACUUUAUCUGAAAUUGCCAACGUUUUUGACUUUCCUGAUCUUAAUCGUUUCCUUACUAGGACAUUGCAAGUUCUACUACCUGACCUUGCUGCCAAAGCAAGCCCUGCAGCGUCUGCUCUCAUUCGAACUUUAGGAAAACAGUUAAAUGUCAAUCGUAGAGAGAUUUUAAUAAAUAACUUCAAAUAUAUUUUUUCUCAUUUGGUUUGUUCCUGUUCCAAAGAUGAAUUAGAACGUGCCCUUCAUUAUCUGAAGAAUGAAACAGAAAUUGAGCUGGGGAGCCUGUUGAGACAGGAUUUCCAAGGAUUGCAUAAUGAAUUAUUGCUGCGAAUUGGAGAACACUAUCAACAGGUUUUCAAUGGUUUGUCAAUACUUGCCUCAUUUGCAUCUAGUGAUGAUCCCUAUCAGGGCCCAAGAGAUAUCACAUCAUCUGAACUGAUGGCUGAUUAUUUGCAACCCAAGUUGUUGGGUAUUUUGGCCUUUUUUAAUAUGCAGUUACUGAGCUCCAGUGUUGGCAUUGAAGAUAAGAAAAUGGCUUUGAACAGUUUGAUGUCUUUGAUGAAGUUGAUGGGACCCAAACAUGUCAGUUCUGUGAGGGUGAAGAUGAUGACCACUCUGAGAACUGGCCUUCGAUUCAAGGAUGAUUUUCCUGAAUUGUGUUGCAGGGCCUGGGACUGCUUUGUUCGUUGCCUGGAUCAUGCUUAUCUCGGCUCCCUUCUCAGUCAUGUAAUAGUGGCUUUGUUACCUCUCAUACACAUCCAGCCUAAAGAAACUGCAGCUAUCUUUCACUACCUCAUAAUUGAAAACAGGGAUGCUGUGCAAGAUUUUCUUCAUGAAAUAUAUUUUUUGCCUGAUCAUCCAGAAUUAACAAAGAUAAAAGCAGUUCUCCAGGAAUACAGAAAGGAGACUUCUGAGAGUACUAAUCUUCAAACAACUCUUCAGCUAUCUAUGAAAGCAAUUCAACAUGAAAAUGUAGAUGUUCGUAUUCAUGCUCUUACAAGCUUGAAGGAAACCUUGUAUAAAAAUCAGGUACACUAAGGUGAUAUCAUUAAAUAGCCAUAGAAAGGAAAUAUUUGAG